AUGGUCGAUGGUCGCCGAUGUCAUAUUUACACCGAUCACAAGCCGCUUAUUUACGCUUUUCAACAGAAGCUUGACCGAGCUUCUAAUCGACAGAUUCGUCAACUCGACUUCAUAGCACAGAUCACAACCGACAUUCGUCAUGUCAGUGGUGAAGAUAACGUUACAGCAGACCUGCUUUCACGCAUAAAUGCUCUUUCCACCGAAUCUUUAAAUUAUGACGAUUUGGCUGACGAUCAAUCCAACGAUGAGGAGCUUCAGAAACUCUUAAGUGGUAACAAAUCUCCGACUCAACGUUUUACACACAUUCACAUCGACUUAGUUGGACCAUUUCCACCCUCAGAUGGAAAUCGUUAUUGUCUCACUAUAUUGGAUAGGUUUACACGCUGGCCAGAAGCACUGCCUAUUCCAGAUAUAACUGCACAAACCGUCGCCAAAGCACUUUUAAAUGGUUGGAUCUCACGAUUUGGUGUACCUGCAACCAUCACAUCCGAUUUAGGACGCCGUUUGAAAGCGCUCUGUUUCAACAGCUACUACAACUAG
Messenger RNA from Zeugodacus cucurbitae (melon fly), 540 nucleotides. RefSeq lists its product as uncharacterized. The record is from RefSeq and is a predicted model, not a curated record. Lineage: Eukaryota; Metazoa; Arthropoda; Insecta; Diptera; Tephritidae. Gene Ontology annotation, molecular function: nucleic acid binding. Gene Ontology annotation, biological process: DNA integration. The transcript is spliced from 2 exons. Bases 1 to 540 code for a protein of 179 amino acids.